Pocillopora meandrina is the source of this 3822-nucleotide messenger RNA. The record is from the annotation of a GenBank genome assembly. Lineage: Eukaryota; Metazoa; Cnidaria; Anthozoa; Scleractinia; Pocilloporidae.
AUGGCCACCGGUGCAGCACCUUCGUUUCAUUCGACAAAAGAGACAAUCAAUUACGCCCGCUUAUGCAGGCUUCUGGUGGACGUCAGUGCACAUAUCUUGAGAGACACCUUUGAUAAGAGGCGUCCAACAGGAGACCUGAACGCAGUUUUGUCAAGUCCUCCAGUUCAUGCAGUCUUACAAUCACUUCGAAAGAAAAGAAUUCUUAGUCCUUUUCAAUGGGUAAAACUAUAUCCUGCCAUCAAAUCUGCAGUUUCAUCAAAGAAUUUCGAUAUCACUCUACUGAUGGUUUUGCUGAGGAAUAUAUGCGGUCUUGUUCGUCCAGCUACCGGCUGGGAUACACUUCCUCCUGCAACAGACGCAACCCUUGAGGCAGAUAUCGUUCGCAUCAAGUGCUACAGAAACACAGUUUAUGGUCAUGCAAGCGAGGCCUCAGUUGAUGACCCAUCAUUCAAUCAAUACUGGCAGGACAUCCAAGGUGCAUUAGUGAGACUGGGAGGAGCUAAUUACCAAAGUGCUAUCGAUGAUCUGAAAAAUGAAUCCAUGGACCCUGAGAUCGAAGAACACUACAAAGAGCUUCUUAAACAGUGCAUCAUGGAUGAAGUCAGCAUCAAAGAAAGACUGGAUGAAAUUGGUAAAAGCCUGGAUGAAUUAAAGGAAGCAGUCGUUAAUCCUAAAAAGAGAGCAGGAGACAAAGGUAUUGUGUAUUGGUGGUAAAAUCUGUGCAACGGCCUUUUGAUCUUUCUUAAGAAGAGAAACUUGAAGAGGACAAUUAAAGGGCCUCUUAUCACAGGGUAAUAAGCAAUAUUACAAUCAGUUCAUUUCAGUAUUGUAAAAUGCCUACCUUUAAAAAUGGCUCAGACUCGGAGAAAUAUCUUCCACUUGAACUGACCCCUUCCGCUUGGACCCAAAAUUAGAAAAAGACCAGGUGUUGUCUUCUCCAUGCUUUUUUCGGGUGAUAAGCGAGUUAUUUUUUAUUGAUUUAUUUUUAUUUUUUGUUCCUUGUACGGGGAGUAAGAGAACUCAUAGUUGAAAUAGAUUCCCUACAAGGUCAUUUGCACCAAAAAACUACAGUAAGUCUUACAGUAUUUACCUGGUCGGGUUCGUCGAAAGAAAAAGGGUUGCAGUCUGUCUGUCUAUUUUCAUGAUGAACUAGAGACGACAGGACGCUUUGUCUCCCCUAAGUGUACUUAGGCCUUACUUAAUCUCUAGCGUUAAACAGAGAAAAAAAUACGUGUUCUGAGUCAAAGUUAGUUCCUCCCGUACCAUAAAUUCCUGAAUUCGCUCUUGAAAUGGGUCGGUUACUGUUGAUAAUCAUGCGAUUUCGAGUACAGUUCAGAAUAAAACAGCACGAGUGAAUUUUUGAAAUGCGAACAAAUUGCACGAGCCUGCAAGACGAGCACAGUUGUAGUUUUUGAAAACUUACAAAUACUGAUUUACCCUAAACUGCAUGAGAAAAAUCAUGCGAUUACUUAUUAAUGAUAUCCUAGCAAAUAUAUGACUCUGUUUCCCUCUUUAGUUGUUUAGUUGUUAGGGUCUCCGAUUCAUGUUUUUCAGCACUGACGGAUCUAGGGGAGGGGGCCGGGCUUCCUGGGCCCCUCCCCUUAUCUUGGGUUAAAAAAAAAAAUAAAAAAUAAAAAAAAAAAGGAAUCGCAGAAGGAAGAAAAGCCGGCAGGACAAGGGACAAAAAAUCAAUGACUCUUCGUCCCGCAUUGGAAAAGUUAAUACAUAAAGGGUUUAUGAAAAUAAAUGCAGGUAACGGUUUUCUUUUCAGCUGUAGCGGAAUACUCCGAUGCGUUGAAAGAAUCAAUAAGAAGCCAAACCGAGUAUCUCGCUCAGGCCUCACCGACCAUGUCCAAUGUGAGAACAGAUCGCAUAUUCACCAACAUUCUCAUGCAACAUGGAAGAAAGCCAGUCAAAGAUCUUGAUGUGAAACGAAAAGAACACCUUCGCCAGUACGGUCAAAUUAGUGGAAAGCAAAUCAAAAGCGCUCAAGAAAUAUUCAUCCCAAUCGAUGAGAAACAACCAGAAUCUGUUCUUGUCACUGGAAAGGCAGGCAUCGGUAAAACACUGUUUUGUCAAAAGCUGAUCAGAGAUUGGGCUGACAACAAAUUAUUUUUACCUGAUUUUAAGUUCGCAUACUUGCUCUCGUUCCGUCAGCUUAAUCUACUUGGGGACGACCCUGUUACCUUGAAGGAUAUCUUAAACCGAUCUUCAGUGCUAGAUGACCACUCAAAUAUGGACGACUCUAUAUUUGAGUACAUUGUUGAUCAUUCCGAAGAAGUUUUGAUUAUCAUCGACGGGUAUGACGAGUGUUCACAACGACAGUACAUCGCUAGUGAUUGGGAUGAAAAGUACCCAAAUAACGCCAAAGAGAAAAUGCCAGUAGCAGCAUUGUGUGCCAAGCUUAUCAAAGGAAAAAUACUGAGAGGUUCGGUAGUCAUGAUCACUUCAAGACCCGACGAAUCUGACGAAAUGAAAGCCGAAGACAUCUAUUUUGAUAGAUACGUUGAAAUUACAGGGUUUUCCGAGCCACAGGUUAAAGAAUACAUUGGAAAAUAUUUCAGAAACAACGACCGAAUGAAAAACAUUGUAAUGGACCACAUUACAAAGAAUGUAAAUCUUGUCAGCUUUGCCCACAUUCCUGUGCUCUGUUUUCUUAUGUGCUCCUACUUUGAAUAUACUCUACAGCAACCAAAGAAGAAUAAUCCUCUCCCGGUCAAAACAAGUGACCUUUAUGAUGAAGUGGUCAACAUGUUUGUGCAAAAGCACAAUAGAAAGAAAAGAGCCUCUCUGGAAAAUACUCUGGAUGAAUUAUCAAAGCUGGCAGCUAAACUUCUUGUGGAGAGAAAGUUUCUUUUCCUUCUAGAGGAUUUGAAAACUUUGAACUUACAUGAGGUUGAACUGAUUCUGUCUGGAAGCGGUCUUCUUCAUUGCGGUCCUCCUUUCAGAAUAUCUUUUUCUGCGACGACUAAACAUUUUUGUUUUACACAUUUAACUCUCCAAGAGUACUUAGCGGCUCGUUGGUUUGUAAAGACAAGAACUAUCCCCCCCAGAGAUGUGUCUACAGAAGUAGUUUUAUUCAUGUCCGGUAUUUUGUCCAAGCUAAAAGACAAUGAAUUUGAGGAAAAGUUGAUUAUCAAAAAAUUCGUACAUGAAAUCGGAAGUGGGCUUCUAAUUUAUGAAUGUCUCCUAGAAUACGAAGACAUUGAAUUUGCCAAGGGAAUAAUAAAGAAAUUUCACAAAAUAUUCGGCAUACGCGAUCAAGAUCUUUCUGUUUAUAGCUUCGGGAUGCAGUAUGCGGACUGCACUGUUGUGUCUUUUACAUUAAAUGUUUUUGGUGCACUCAAUGCAGAGGAGGAAUCUGAAUGGAGUAGAAUCACUUCACUUAACCUGACGCAUAUGAAGGUCACCGAUGCUGGUGUUGCCAGUCUAAGUCAAGCAUUACAGACACCAACAUGCACAGUCACAAGGCUUAAUCUGGAUGGUAACGAGAUCACUGAUGCCGGUGUUGCCAGUCUGUGUCAAGCAUUACAGACACCAGCAUGUAAAGUCACCACACUUACUCUGAGAGGUGAUCAGAUCACCGAUGCCGGUGUUACCAGUCUAUGUCAGACAUUACAGACACCAACAUGUACAGUCACCGAACUUGAUCUGAGUGGUAAUCAGAUCACCGAUGCCGGUGUUGCCAGUCUAUGUCAAGCAUUACAGACACCCACAUGUAAAGCCACCACACUUACUCUGAGAGGUAAUCAGAUCACCGAUGCCGGUGUUGCCAGUCUACGUCAAGCAUCAAAAACAGCAGCAUGUAAAGUCGUCUUUUAA